CGAGCGUAGUCAGUGGAUUCGUAUCCGGGCCAGAGUUUGAUCCACACCAUUUACCGUGGCCAUCCUGGUUAGCGGAGUUAGCCGAAUCUUAUUGAUUCCUUUUUGCAGCCCACUUCCAGAUGAACUUCUUGAAGCUUACAGUUUCGCCAACUGCGACCCAUUAUCUCUUUCUGCGCAAGCAUCAAGCAAGCUCCAGUAGCUCACUUCCGGAAGAUCGCACCUUGUUCUUGGCCAACGUCCCUGUGGAUAGUAGCCAUAGCUGGCUUGAAGUUUUCUUCUCGGAACAUGGCUGCAGUUCAAUUGAAAGUAUCGAAUUCAGUAGCUACAAAACUUCAGGAGCCGAUACCGCGAACGAAUCCAUAGAAGACAAAGAUGACUCGUCAUCCCCGCAUUCCCUGAUUCCACCUCUCCCCGCUCAUAUUCUUCCCUGGUGUCAAUCGGGAGACGUUGCUCAUGUAGUCUUUCAGGAUCCAAGUUCCAUUGACAAAGUACUCUCACUGGCCAAGUCUGAUACACAGCUCAAAUGGCCGCCUUCAACCCACGAGAAACAACUCACGGGAUUGGCUCGCUAUAUCUCCCAAUACAACUCCUCACGCCUGACUCUUGAUGAGGCUCGCAGGCACGCAGAUUCGUUUAUGGACUAUUUCGACGCGAAACAAGCUGCCCAGAAGCAGCAGUCUAAAUACAAAGCGGGAGACGCCAUCGUUGAUGAGGAUGGCUGGACUUUGGUUAAACGUGGAGGCACAUUUGGAAGAGCCUUGGGUGGUAGCCUUGGUAUCGCCAAAGGAGCUUUCAUAAGGGACGCCCAGAGGAAAGGGGGCGUUGGUCCGAAGAGGAUUUCGGAAUUCUACAGACACCAAAGACGCGAAAGGAAGCAAACAGAAUUCGUGCAGAUGAAGCAGAAGUUUGAAAACGAGAAACGUAGAGUCGAGGGUCUCAAGAAAUCGCGGAGGUUCAAGCCUUACUGAAAAGCCUCUCGUCCUUCAUACUUCAAUCUGUCCUGCCUCCAAUUUUUACCCAUCAUUCAAUUAACGUCAUCUACCAUACAGCAAGUCAUCCGGAACCCGUACGACAAUUUACCUACGCAU
Cantharellus anzutake is the source of this 1088-nucleotide messenger RNA. Its product is annotated as ribosomal RNA-processing protein 7-domain-containing protein. NCBI's taxonomy places the organism in Eukaryota, Fungi, Basidiomycota, Agaricomycetes, Cantharellales, Hydnaceae. Gene Ontology annotation, cellular component: UTP-C complex; CURI complex. The transcript is spliced from 2 exons. The record is from RefSeq and is a predicted model, not a curated record. Gene Ontology annotation, biological process: ribosomal small subunit assembly; rRNA processing. Bases 120 to 968 code for a protein of 282 amino acids.